CCUUUUUACUGAACAAGUGGUAUCUCCCGAUGACUACUCGCGGAAGUCGCCCGGUGUUUGUAACACUUCCCGUCUUCUGCACCAUCGGGUACUCAGAAAUGACGGCGACUCUGCGUCCGUACCUGAAUGCAGUGCGUGCUACACUGCAGGCAGCUGUCUGUCUGGAGAACUUCUCCUCACAGGUGGUCGAACGACACAACAAACCUGAGGUUGAAGUCCGGAGCAGCAAGGAGUUGUUACUUCAGCCUGUUGUGAUCAGUAGGAAUGAUAAAGAGAAGGUUCUAAUAGAAGGUUCCAUCAACUCUGUGCGAGUCAGCAUUGCUGUGAAACAGGCUGAUGAGAUUGAAAAGAUCCUGUGCCAUAAGUUCAUGCGCUUCAUGAUGAUGAGAGCUGAGAACUUCUUCAUUCUGAGGAGAAAACCUGUGGAGGGAUAUGACAUCAGUUUCCUCAUUACUAACUUCCACACAGAACAGAUGUACAAGCAUAAGUUAGUGGACUUUGUCAUCCAUUUUAUGGAGGAGAUCGAUAAGGAAAUCAGCGAAAUGAAACUGUCAGUCAAUGCAAGGGCCCGCAUAGUUGCAGAGGAGUUCCUCAAAAAUUUUUAGGAAAUGAACAGCACCCUCUGCUGGCUGCAAUACUCUUGUUACCUUGGUCACCAGAAAAGUGGAUGGAGAGUUUUGGGGCCAGUAAGGAGUUGAAGUGUAAAUGAUGAUGAACCUGGAACUCCACCAAAAGGGACAUCAGUUGGAUCCAGAGGGUGGGCCCUAUAUCACAGGAAUUGAUUCUGAGUAUUGCAGUAUUAUAACUCAAGAGCAGAGUAAUGGAGCAAAGUCCAGAGUAAAGUCAGGCAUGGUACUUCUUUUGCUGUUUUGCGCCC
Messenger RNA from Xyrauchen texanus (razorback sucker), 877 nucleotides. RefSeq names its product actin-related protein 2/3 complex subunit 4-like. The coding region runs from base 30 to 605 and encodes 191 amino acids. Gene Ontology annotation, biological process: actin filament polymerization; Arp2/3 complex-mediated actin nucleation. NCBI's taxonomy places the organism in Eukaryota, Metazoa, Chordata, Actinopteri, Cypriniformes, Catostomidae. The transcript has 6 exons. Gene Ontology annotation, cellular component: actin cytoskeleton; Arp2/3 protein complex. Gene Ontology annotation, molecular function: actin filament binding. The record is from RefSeq and is a predicted model, not a curated record.